Messenger RNA from Parnassius apollo (apollo), 1149 nucleotides. Lineage: Eukaryota; Metazoa; Arthropoda; Insecta; Lepidoptera; Papilionidae. The record is from the annotation of a GenBank genome assembly.
AUGUUGUGCGUUAGUGUUGAAGGCCAGUUCAUUCCUAUGAAGAAAAUUGGUGAAAGAAAUCUCACAUACGCAGCAUUAGGUUUAAAGUACGGUUACCAUGUGGACGAGUUUGAUGUAAUCACAGACGAUGGAUACAUUUUAAAAAUAUUUCACAUCGCCGGCGACAAGACUAAGCCAGUUCUUCUCCUCCCUGGAAUGAUUCAAGACGUUGAAGUAUUUAUAAUUAGAGGAAAUAAAUCCUUAGCAAUAACUCUAGCCAACAAUGGCUACGACGUGUGGGCUCUUAACCCAAGAGGAAUCGGACGUUCUAGAAAACACGUUCACCUGAAUCCUGACCUCGACCCCAAAUUCUGGGACUUCAGUUUCCAUGAAAAUGGUUAUUACGAUCUUCCAGCGGCGAUAGAUUUCGUUUUAGAAAGAACAAGUGAGCGGCAGCUGAGUGCAAUAGGCUACUCCCAAGGCAAUACAGUGUUUUAUGUUCUGGGAUCAACAAGGCCCGAGUAUAAUGAAAAGAUCAAGGUAAUGAUAGCACUGGCCCCAGUUUGCUACUUACAUCACUUGAAACCACUCACAUCCUUCUUAUUGCCGUUGAUACCAAUUGUCGGCAAUUCGUUACGCUCUAUUGGUGUGGUUGAAUUGUUAAAUGAUAACUCUUUGCUAAAACGUCUAAUUCAAAGGUUAUGUAGUCUAAAAAGGAUAGGGUAUGAGCUCUGUAUACAAGGUAUAAUAUUCCAAGUUGGUGGAAAUCAUCCCGAAGAAUUAGAACCUGAAUUUCUACCUUCAAUCUUUGCCAACUAUCCUUCCAGCAUGUCCAUAAAGAACAUAGAGCAUGUCAGUCAAGUUGCAUUACGCAGGAAGUUCGCUCAAUUUGACUACGGUCCAGAGCAAAAUCUUGUUCUGUACAAUGCCCGCGCUCCACCGAAGUAUGAUUUACUAAAGGUAACAAUGAAAAUAGCUUUGUUUGUGGGCGGCAAUGACGGUAUAUCUACAAUAGGAGAUACGGAACUCUUAAGGGACAAGUUGCCCAACGUUGUUGAUUACCAUUUGUUUUCAGUCGAGAAGUUCAAUCACUUAGACUUUAUAUGGGGACGAAAUAUGGACAAAUAUCUGUUUCCACACAUAUUAUCUGUAUUAAAUAAAUGUGAUUGA